This is a messenger RNA of Hylaeus volcanicus, 1929 nucleotides long. RefSeq lists its product as uncharacterized. The transcript is spliced from 2 exons. Gene Ontology annotation, molecular function: oxidoreductase activity. The coding region runs from base 507 to 1712 and encodes 401 amino acids. The record is from RefSeq and is a predicted model, not a curated record. Lineage: Eukaryota; Metazoa; Arthropoda; Insecta; Hymenoptera; Colletidae.
AGUGGCGCGAACAGUCUGGAUCAGAUCAAGUGACAAGCUGGCGCCACGCGUACCGUCUGUUUCGGUAGAUAUAGUUAGAUUCCGUUCGCGAUCCAUAGAUUGAUCAACGACGUAUAUGUACGCAAUUAUUAAUUAAUUGUAUCUAUAGAAUACGAAAACCAAUUGGUUUGCAAACAUUUGUCGAUCAUACGUUGCGAACGGUUACGUAAUAAUACCGUUACGCUGUGUCAAGAGAGAUCAACCAGCGGGAAAUUCAAAUGGAGGUACACAUUGAAAAUAACGUUAAUAGUAAAUCUUCGUGAUUGGAUACGCGUCGAGGGAGACUAAAUCGACCUCUGUCAGUUCACUGGUCGCGAUAACGUUCCAGUUAUAAAUCGGGACUUACAAGAAGCGAACGAUAUUUCGACGAUCGUAAUUUGGUGAUCGAUUUUGUUCCUGAAUAAAGUUCACAGUGAUAAGGGAGGUAAAGCAAUCGAGGGUAUAAACAAGCUGUAAUUAAUUCGCGAAUGAUGCAGAUUAUGCACAGAACUAUUUUGACUGCGUCGGGGAUCGCGUCGAGGUCCCCCUUGGAUUCGUCGAGACUUAGUUCGAUAGUCCUUCAAAGAAUGACCUCCAGCGACCAGGGGCUUGAUAGGACGGUAGUGCCCAAAGAGGAUGUAAUAAGGUUCGUUCGUGAAUGCUUGUGCAAAGUUGGUGUUACGACCGAGGACAGCCAGACCGUCGGACAUCACCUGAUGACCGCCGAUUAUAGUGGUCACUUUAGCCACGGAAUGAACAGACUACGAAUGUAUGUAGAGGAUAUCGAGUGCAAGGUUACCGACGUCGCCGCGAAACCGCAGGUCCUCACUGACUUUCAGGCGAUAGCGUUGGUGAACGGUCACAAUGGUCUGGGCCACGUGAUCGGCAAGUUCAGUAUGGAGCUAGCCAUUGAAAAGGCGAAGAAGUUUGGUAUCGGAAUGGUGGCCACUCGUGGCUCGAAUCAUUACGGGAUUUGCGGCUACUACACCAUGAUGGCAAUCGAGCAAGGUCUGAUAGGAUUUAGUUGCACCAACACUAGUCCGUUAAUGGCUCCGACUCGCAGCAAGGCCAAGGGGCUGGGCACCAAUCCUCUGUCUCUGGGUAUGGGUGGGCUAGACGGUGAUCAUUUUCAUCUGGACAUGGCUACGACAGCUGUGGCUCUGGGAAAGAUCGAAUUGGCUUUGAGAAAGAAUGAAUCCAUACCAUCAGGUUGGGCACUUGGAACAGACGGAAAAGUCACCACGGACGCCGAGAACGCGUACAAAGCGUCGCUUCUGAUGCCUCUUGGCGGGGAAGAGCGUACUUCCGGCUACAAGGGUUACGGACUGGCCGCGAUGGUCGAGAUACUCUGUGGGAUUUUAUCAGGAAGCGAUUUCGGGCCUAAUAUCAGAGAUUGGACGGUCAAGGAAAAGCCUGCAGAUCUUGGACAGUGCUUCAUGGCCAUUAAUCCAGAAGCUUUCUGUUACGGAUCAAAAGACAGGCUGUCGAAGUUGUUACGACAGUUGAGAGAACUGCCUCCUGCUGGAGACAAGCCUGUGCUGGUCGCUGGGGAUCCGGAGAGAGCUGCUAAACAACGUGUGGAUCAAGAGGGCGGAAUCACGUAUCAUCCUAAUCAGUUGAAGGAUUCCAAGGAGUUGGCGGAAAAGUUAGGCAUCGAGCCAAUGAAACUGCUUUCUAAGAAAAUGAUCCACUAAUGUUACGAGAGACUAGGCUAUCUAUUGAAGACUUAAGCUGCUGAGUUAGUUAUCUUGGAACUGACUUUUGAACGUUUGUUAUAAUCAUAACUAGGUAACAUUUCGAGACAGAGUAUUUUGAUUCUUCGCUACUCAAGAUUUUUUUUUCUACAGCUAUAUCACCAGUUUCACUACGUUUUUUAAGAACAAAUAAAAUAAUAAAGUAACAUUACACAUA